CAACUACUUAAAUCACUCCUGUCUCCUGCAACUUUCAUCACAGUAACAGAACAGACAGCUCACUACCACGCUAUGUCAGGAACAAAUCCACUCAGCCCGGACAACAUCCUGGAGCUCGCAGCCAAAGCUCUUGGCUCCGGCCAACCGAUUCUCCAAACACCCUAUGAAGCUCUGGCUCUGAUCGGCCAUGCCUGCAUGGCAGCGGUGGACUUUCGGCUAGUGGGACUUGGAGAGGAUCACAAUCUAGAUUCAUCAACAGAGCCCUCCGCCCUCCCCACUGAAUGGAACGCCAACUCUACCUUUGCCUUCCGAUAUGCCCACGCACAAUCCUCGAUGCAGUACUUAUUCAAAGUGAGCCGGCUUGGAAAUAAUGCUGUGAUAUUCGCGCUAGCCCUGGGUGAUGAUCGCACCAGCUCCUUCGACCUCCCCGCCAAAGACUACAUCUCCGCAUCCGCUCUACCCCUCACACAAACCGAAAACCUCACCAGUGACCUCCGCGAUGUGUUCAUUUCAACAGCUCGACUGAAUGAUUUGAUCGGGCUGUUCAAGAUCAACGUGAUCCAGAAGCUUGCGCCAGGACUAUACAAGGAAGGAUACGAAGAACCGAGUCGGCCCACGAGGGAACAACCCGAGGAUUCGCGCCAGCGCGAUCGUCUUCGCGAUGACUCUCUUCCUCAACCUGCGCGUCCAUAUCCAUUUGAGGAUCCCCUAGCCCCGGCGCCUCGCCAACCGAACCCCGCGGGGGAUUUUGCUCCUCCGGGAUUCGAGGAUGAAUUCGAAAUAAACCGACCUCCGCGUGGGUUCCCCCAGGCUUCCCCGGUGGCCGGAGUCCUUAUAACAUCGGAGACCGCGAUCUCUACCCUGCCGGUCUUGGGCCCAAUGAUCCACUCCGCGGAACGAUGGGUCCGGGCUUUGGUAGCGGUGGCGGGAUGCAUCCGACCUUUGACGAUCCCCUCUUUGGAGGCACUGGGAGCUCAGGUGGUGGUUAUGAUCCUCGUGCACCCCCUGGAGCACGCUAUGAUCCUCCGGGGCCAUUCGGACCCCCAUCUGGCAGUGGCCGUAGGCCUGGUGGAGGUGGCUUUGGAGGCUUUGGAGGUGGAUUCGGCGGCGACAUCAUCUAGAUGCGCUGCGGCCAAACACAAAAAUAGCUACUGAAUUUGACGAUUUAUGACUGCGACGAUUAAAUGGGGAUUUCUCUUCCUGUGACAUGUAUUAUUAACAUUAAAUCAGAUCAAUUCUUCCAUAUUGCUCGAACACAUUGCUCCCACAUUCCCA
Penicillium subrubescens is the source of this 1275-nucleotide messenger RNA. RefSeq lists its product as uncharacterized. The record is from RefSeq and is a predicted model, not a curated record. The transcript has 2 exons. Gene Ontology annotation, molecular function: endopeptidase inhibitor activity; proteasome binding. Bases 73 to 1155 code for a protein of 360 amino acids. Gene Ontology annotation, biological process: proteasome-mediated ubiquitin-dependent protein catabolic process. Lineage: Eukaryota; Fungi; Ascomycota; Eurotiomycetes; Eurotiales; Aspergillaceae.